CAAAACAAAAAAACAAAACAACUCACAAAUCUGUCAACACACAAACGGCUACAGCUGAAAAAGAAAAGCAAAAUUUUUAUAAAAAAAUCACAAAUAGGAACAAAUUAAAAAAAUAAAAUUAAUGUUUGAGUUUGAAAAAAUGCAAGAAUUUGAUUUAUAUGAAGAUUUAGAAUUGCUGCAUGUAAAAGAAAAACAAGAAGCUAUUGAUGAUUUGCGAUGGAAAGACAAAUAUGAAGUUGCCUUGAGUACAAUUCAAAAACUCCAAACUGAGAAAAAAGAAUUGAAUAAAAAAAUAAAACAAUUGGAAAUAAAUUUUGCCAAUCUCCUCGACACAGCUCGGACAGAGAUCAAGAGAAAGGACAAUCAAAUUUGUGAUCUACGCAAACAGAAAGAUGACAUUUGUUUUCGUCGAUUUAAACCUCAAAAUGGAGGAAAGCAAUUCACUGAGAAUGCUGAAGUUCAUAGAGAAGAUACAUCAAGCGAUAGUGCGAAGGUGAACCCAUUCUCAAGGGUACCAAGAAAAAUUGAGAAGAAUAACUCAGAUACGGAAUCGUUAAGGAAACAUUUGGACGAUCAAUUUCCAUUGGCAACAUUUUCAAAAGAAAAACUUGCAAAUGGAAAACCAAAUUUUGAUAGAAACAAGUAUCGAGAUGAAGUUCGAAGAAGUGAUUCUCGUGAAAAAGAUCAUAGUCGAAAUAGGCAUAGAGACCGGUCGAAAGACAGAGACCGGUCGAGAGAUAGAAGUCGAUAUCAGCAUCGCAGCAGAGACAAGGAAGAUGAACGAGGUCGACAUCGUUUUAAUGAUCGUAGUGACAACAAAGAAAAAGAUCACAAAAGUAAUUGGAGCAAAGAACGACCCAGUGGACGGGACAAAGACGAAAGAAGUAAAGAUGACAAACGAAAGGGACAUGACCGAGAUAGGUCGCAAACUAAGAGUUCAGACGGUAGUUGGGAUAAAUACGAUAAAAUUGAUCAUCGUUCUCAACGGACUAACCAUACAGAUGGAAGACAUACUAACACAACUGUUAAUGGAUAUGAGUCGUCAAAAAAUCUUGAUAGCAAACCAAAAGAUGCAAUUCACACAAAAAAAGAUCAAAUUAAAGAUUCCAAGACUGAACACCACAAACUUAAAAAAAAUGUUCCUAAUUCUCCUACUGAAAAACGACCAAUCAAUCAGAAAAUAGAAAUAUUACAAAUUGAAAUAUUAAAAGAUGUAAAAGAAUUUAAGAAAAAUAAAAAAGAAGCAAAAAAGAUACAAAAACUACCUGAAACAAUUGAUCCAAACAAAUUGGCAACUGAAAAAUCUAAUCAAUUUAUUGAUGCACUUUUUGAUGAUUCAAUAAUAAAUCAAUCAGAAGAACCAAAUGAUAAUGAUUUAUAUGAUGAUAUAUUGGUAACUAAUGCUCAGAAAAUAGACUCAAUACCUAAUGAUAAUGUGAAAGAAAAUCUGGUAAAAACAGAUGAAAAUUGCAAUUUGAAUAUACAAACACCAAAAAGACAACCUUUGUCAUUUGAUGAACUGUUUGGUCCAUCUCCAGCAGGCAGUCUCUGUUCUGUAGUUGGAAGAGAAAACCCAAUUAAAUCUGUCGGAGGGUCUUCAAGCGACUCCGACUUUGUUCUAAUUGAGAAACCUCUAGAAGAUAAGAGAACUGAAUUGGUUAAAGCUGCGACAGUUGAACAAAUAAUCAUCGAUGAUAAAGAUGAAAAACAUAGUAAAUUGAUAUCUCCUACAAAGCCUUUGACUGUUUCAAAAAGUUCUGGAGAAAAAACUGGCAAAGAAAAAGUAUCUAAUAACGGAGUAGUGGCAUUUCCAAUUCCUGCUAAAGAUAAACAUCUCCCAAAAACAGAUGAAAAUUUCAAUUUGAAAUAUCAAACACCUCAAAAGCAACCUUUGACAAAGGUUAUGGAUGAUCUUUUUGGUCCAUCGCCAGCUACUAGUAUUUGUGGAUCAAAAAAUGUUUUCGUUGAAUCAUCAGAUAAUGUAUAUUUUGUACCAAUUGAAAAGUCAGUAAAUAGUAAAACAAAUGAAACAGCUAAAAAAACUACACCAAUAAAGUUGUCCCUUGUAGUUGAUGAUAGUUCUUGUGACGAUGUUAUAACUAAAGAAACGAAAGAAGAAAAACAACACUUGAUACCCGAUUUAGCAAAUAAAAAUACAAAUGAUGCUAAAACUUUUAAAUUUGUUGAACUUGAUUCGAGCUUUUAUUCAAGUGAAGAUGAAAUCAAUGAAAUUUCUAAAGAUAAUUUGAAUAUGUCGCGAGAUGAAAUUGAAUCUCCACCAUUUGAAGAUUUAACAGAUACACCUUCAAAAAUAUCUGAAACUGAAUUGAUGGUAAAGAACAAAUCUACAAGCAAUUCAAGUGAAAAGUUAUGUUCUGAAGGGAUAUCAAAUAUAUCAUCGAAAUCUGAUGAAACACUUUUAAAACCAAAUAUCACGAAUGAUGGCACUUUGGAUGGCAAAUGUAAAGAUGCUUUAAAAUACCAAACUAAAAUGGAUAAUAUUGAACAGAGUCAUAACUCUUUAUCCCCAAAGAAUUCUUCUCAAACUUCAACUAAACACAAUAAAGAGGAAAUCUGCAAAAAAUACAACUCCAAAAAACGCCAUAUAACAUCACAUAAUUUUAAUUCAAUAUCAGCAUCCGAAGAAAAUUUACAUCGAUCCAGUAGUUCCAGAAGAUCCAGAGAAAAACAUCACCAUCAUCGUCGUCAUCAUGAAAAUCGUUCAAAAGAAUCAACUCGUUCAAAAAAUGAAUCUUCACCUCAUAAAGAUUCACAUUCUUCAAGAAAACAUUCUAAACACAAUCGAAAUCGUUCAACUCAAAAUCGAAAUGAAACAAAAACAAAUACCUCGAAAGAAAACUCUGAUAAGGUGACCAUGAAGAAUGAUAUAUCAGAAGCUAGAUUAAGUCCGAUGUUAAGAUUUGAUGAUAAUGAUGAUCAAAACGAAAAAAUUACAGACCAGGAUCAGGUGUUUUUCUUACACUGUGAUGAUAUAAGUGAUGAUGAUGAAAUUAUAGGAAAUUCAUUUGAUAAUAAGGAUACUGAUGAAUCAAAAAAAGUUGAAAGAAUUGUAUUAAAAUCAAAUGUAAUAGAACUGGACUUAAUAUCACCCGAAAAAAAUUCAAUUAACAAUGAAGUGGAAUCAAAUCAAAGGGUUAUGUCAUUGGACGUAGUUUCUGUUCUUCCAUCAACUCAUGAAAAUGGUACUGAAGUUGAUAUGGAGAUCGAAUGUAAUAAGAUAUCAGUGGAUACAGAACCUCAAGACAAAGUUCUUGCAUCCAUGCACUCUUCAACUGUUUCAAAUGAGAAAUCAAGUACCGAGAUUGAUAUAAAUCCUUCUAAUAUUGAAGAAACAGACACAGAAAACAAAAUGACCACGACAAAAUCUGAAGAAAUUUGCCAGGAUAAAAACACUUCUGCUGUUUCAAGCGAUUUACAACUUUCUGAAUUAAAGAACCAGGAACAAAAAUCUGAAAACAGAGCAGAUUGCCCGAAUUUAAUACCUUUUGAGUCUUGUAAAAAUGAACAAAUUGCCAAGGAAAAUUUAAUCGUUUCCGCUGUUGACGAAAAUAUAACUUUGAAUGAUCAUGGUUUGGCUUUCGUGGAAGAUGUCAUAAAGGAACAAAUAAACCACAAAAACUACGAAGAAACUGACGUUCCUGUCUUGAAUGAAUCAUCUCAAUCAUCAAUUCAUCAUGUCGAAAUCGAUCAGAAGAUGAAUCUUCAAGAAAAAGAUGAACCAAGUGGCGAUAAAAUAGAAAAAAUUAUUGAAAAAUGUUCUCCAAAUACAGCUCAAGAGAAAGCAAGUUCCGAAAAAGUUUUGAUUAACGAAAAAUCUGGUUCUGAUGAUAAGUCACAAACUUCCUUAGAAACAAAACCCACUUCUGAAAAUUCCUCUGAUCGUCAAGUGGAAGAUACUGAAAUUUCUAAAUCAAUCUCUGAUGAACAAAAUACUCCAAAAUGUACAUCUCCUUAUUAUAAUAAAUCUCAGAUAAAAAUAAAUGAAUUGAAUAAAAUAAGUUCAAUCGUUCCAAAUGACACUGCGCCUACAAAAACAAUCUCAAGUCCAUUAAAGAAAUCAGAGAUAUCAAAUCAAGCAAUCGAUUCAAGAACAAUUCAAAGUUCCUCAAAUUCUUCACCAAAAAUAUUUUCUUCCCAUAUUUCGCCUCAAAAAUCACUUAAUUCAACUGACGAAUUUGAAAGUUCUCCACCAAAUUGUGAGUCUAUAUCGUCUGGUAGGCGAAAAAAAAUCAAAACUCCAAAAAAACGAACAGAUGAUUCGAAUAAUCCUACAAAUUCAACAAUGACAAUGGUAUCAGAUCGAUAUAUAAAAUCUGAUGACAAUAAUCAUAGUUUCAUAUCGACACCAUUUAAUUCAAAUGGGAUAUCAUCUGAUGAUCUAUCAGAGAUUAUAGGAAAAGACAAACAUCAGAAAGAUGUCAAAGAGCCUGAAAAUAUCUUAGAACCUCUGUUUCCUAAAGAAAAUUGUCAAAACGGGUCAGAUUGUAAUAACAAAAUAAUGACGGAAAAGUUAAAUUGCAACUUGGAAAGUAAAAAUGAAACAGAUGAAGUAGAAGAUAAAGAUAAUAAUGAGCCAGAAUCUAGAAAAAAUAAUAUCUCUUCGUCAAUUUUUGAUGAAUCCCUGGAAAAAGAGGACUUUUCAAAAACUAAAAACGAUUCUUUUGUUUCACCUUCUAAAUCCCUUCUAAGUACAAAAGAUGAAGAUUGUCUUCAAACAUGCCUGCCAACUCUUUCAAGUGUUGAAAAUGUAUCGAAAAACACUGAACACAUUUCCCCUAUAAAAUCAGAUAAAAUUGAAAAAUUACAACAAGAAAAGUCAACAAUGUUAGAAGAAGUUGAUAAAGAAGAAAUACAAAAAGAUGUUCCAUCUUAUGCGGAUGAUUGUCUUCUCAGUUCUGAAUUAAGCCUAGAACAAAACAAAGAAGAAAAACAAAUAAACGAAAAUGUUGUAGAAUCAUAUUCAAUAACAAUUAAAAGGAACCGUUGUAAAAGGAAAACCGCCAUAAAAAAUUCAACAGAUUCUUCUGAUACUAAAAUAAUGUCGUCCAAUGAAAUUGUCAAUAAUGAAAAUAAUACUUUCUUUCCUGGUGAAAGACUUAAUGAUAAUAACGACGAAAUGAACAAUCUAAAUAUUGAAAGAAAUCACAAACGGGACACAAUAGAAAUUAUAGAAAAUAAAAAUAACCAAAUUAAUGACAUGGAAUGGGACUUUUAUGCUCAAGAUAAACCAUGUUGUUCUUCUUCAAUCAAAAAUAAAACCUUAAAAUCAAGAAGUACAAAAAGAAAUAAUCAACGAGAUUCAAGUAAAAACCAACAACAAAUUGUUAAACAGUCUUUGGAUUCCAAAAAUGAAUUAGUUGAAGGAGCAAAUAACUACCAAUCGUUGCUUUAUUGUGAUGAGGUUUUAGAUUCCAAAUCAGAAGAGACAAAUACAAAUACGAAAAAAAGAAAACGUAAAUUAAAAACACAAAACAACAGCACCACGGAAACUUCGUCACCUGAUUGCGAAAUAACAAAAACUAAAAGAAAGUACAAAAGAAAACCUAGACAAAUUCUUGAUAGUUCCAUUAGCAAUGAAGAUGAUAAACUUGUUAACGAUAGUAUUAUUGAAGAAUCGAAAAUAAUUUCAACUGAGGUUUUGGAGGAUUUUAAAAGUCCCGACUUGAAAGAGUCCACAAAGAAACGAAAAAAUAAAAAGAGAAAUUCAAAUAGUUCGAUAGAUUCUAAAAAUAAAAGUACUGAAUUGUCUAAAAGCUUUGAAUGUCCUGAAAUGGUAUCUUCUUUGAAUCAGAUUGAAUCUGGUAAAAAUGUUGAAAAUAUUGUUGAUAAACUGCAUUCUUCACAGGAGACUAGUGAAAUUAUACAAGAAAGUCGACAAUGUUCUCAAAAUGAAACUGAAGAUAUACAAUCGAUUCAUAUCGCACCAGAAAAAGCUUUGGAAGAAAACUGUGAUAAAAUUGAAAAACUAAAUAAUGAAAUUGAUUUCUGUUUAAAUAAUUCUUCACCUGCCGAAGAAAGUAAAAAAACAAAAAGACAGAGGAAAAGGAAAUUAUCUAGAUCAUCAGAUGGGAAAUUAGAAGAGCCAAUUCUCACGCCAAAGAGAUCAAGAAAAAAUCAUAAAAACAAGUGUCAAAAACAAUCACCAUCUCACGAAACAUCUACUAAUUCGAUGAAUGCAUUAACACCAACACAUCAUAAAAUAUUUUUAAAUGAUGUCUUUUCUAAUGAUCCGCCGCCAGUUUAUAAUGCAAAUGAUGAUGAUCUUCAAUAUCAUGAAAUUGAUGAUCGUUUACGUUCAAUGUUUCAAUCGCCGUCCUAUACUCAAUCGUCAAAUGGAGAAUGUACAAAUAAUGAUCAAACAGAUUCCACAAGUUGUAAUAAUGAUAACAAUGUAACAGUUGAUGAGACAUUAAAUCAAAGUGAAUUACCAACGCAAUGUGAUACAUCGACAUCAUCGAGAAAAGUUUCGUUGGGUUCAAAUGAAUAUGUUAUCGAGUCUGUUGGAUCGCAUACGGCAAAUGUUUUUAUUACACGAAAAAGAUGUAAGAAGCGUACAAAAAUUGUUGCAGCUGUUGCAGUGUAA
Molecule: messenger RNA, 6604 nt
Organism: Episyrphus balteatus (marmalade hoverfly)
Lineage: Eukaryota; Metazoa; Arthropoda; Insecta; Diptera; Syrphidae
Gene: FLASH
Product: probable serine/threonine-protein kinase DDB_G0282963
Exons: 5
Coding region: 122-6604 (2160 amino acids)
Source: RefSeq, a predicted model, not a curated record